Molecule: messenger RNA, 1521 nt
Organism: Adineta steineri
Lineage: Eukaryota; Metazoa; Rotifera; Eurotatoria; Adinetida; Adinetidae
Source: the annotation of a GenBank genome assembly
AUGGUGAUCAUAAAAGAUAAAUUAAAGAUUAAAAUUGUUGAAAAUAAUAAUGAAGCACUUCCAAUAUAUAUUAAUGAUAUUGGAGAAAAUUUAAAAUCGGAUGAAGAUAUUGCUUUAAUUCGUUUUGAUACAUAUGCUGAUUUUCUUGUACCAAAAAAUGUUCAAGCUGAUGAAAUUGAAACCUUAGAUCAUCUUAUUCCUGCAAUUGAUAAUCAAUGUUGGAUACUUCCAGCUGUUUAUCGAGGAUUGAUAAAGAAAAUUUUUUGGUUUAAACCACCUUGGGCUCAUCAAUUUCAAGAUGGUCUAUAUCAAUUACAAAUAGGAAAAUGUCAACAAACUGGUGUAUUAAAAGUUGCUUCAACAAUUCCAUAUUUUACUUCCAAUUGUGUUUAUUCAUCUAUUGAUAAACUUUCUAAUAUUCAAACUGUUGAUCUUUAUGUCUCGACAAGUGGUUUAGCUAAAAAUUAUGCAACAACAAUUGAAAAAGCUGCUGAUGAAACUAUUUAUAAUAAUGAUAGUGGAAGUGAAAGUUUAGAUAGUGAUAAUCGAAAGAAACCAAAAUUAUCAAUAAAUGAUACAAAUCAUAAAGAUUCCCAAUCGACAACAAAACGUGUUCAUUCACUUGAUGCAACAUUAAUCAAUGAAUUACUUGAGAAUAAACAAUUUCUAAUGGAUAUUGAUUUAUCAUUUUUUUCUACUGAUGAUUCAAUACGUAAACAAUUUGAUGAAAAUGAAUAUGAAAUACUUCGUUAUGUUUAUACACGUAUUGUACAAGAACAAGCUGAUCCUGAAAUUGUACAAUAUAUAACAGCACGUGAAAGUGCCUUAGAACAAAUACGUACAUUAAUGAAUGAAUAUUUAACUGAUCCAAAACCAGAUCAACCAAUACUUGUUGAUAAUAUUUAUUUAUCUGCAUUAAUUUCUGUAAUUCGUCAUAAAAAACUUGAUUGGAAAUUAAUUCAUAGCUAUGGUAUGCAUCUAGCAGAUACAAGACCACCAUUACAUGUUUCAUCAGAAGGAAUGAUUAUUUAUUUACUUGAAUCAAUGACUAAAAUUUUAGAAUCAAUUAAACCACAUCCUGUUCUUAUUACAAUUUCAAGAUGUGUUGAAGAUGGACAUUGUUCAGAAGAACAAGCUGAUUUAAUACAAUUACAUGUUGAAAAAAAACUUCAAAAACUUUAUAAAAUCGAAGAAACUAUUGGAAAAAGUUUAUCAAAAUCACUCACAAAUGAUGAAAAUAUUGAAGAUGAAAUCAAUGAUGACGAUAAUUCAGGUGAAAAAUCUUUAACGAUAAAUAAUGAUGAAUCGAAAAAUGAAUUAAAUAUUGAUACAACAACAACAACAACAGAAACAACGGAAAAUAAAGCAGAUUCUACUGAAAUAACAACUGAAUCAUCAAAAUCUGAUACGAAUUUAAAUAAUCAAGCAUCACCUUCACCACCACGAUCGAAUUUAUCACCAGGUGAAAUUAAAGCAGUAUCACCAUCAUCACUCUCCGAAGCAUCUCCUAUAUCAAAUUAA